AUGAAAGAAAAAUCUGACAUUUUGUCAGGAUUAGAAAUUGAUCGUGACAAGCUAUACCGACGUCUUGAAAAGCAGUCAUCGGAGUGCGAAGGGUCCAAUGUAAAAGGGGUUGCCAUAUACUUUGAGCCCAAAAUGAUGACCGAAGAAAUGGAAGAAAUUGAGAGGGAUGAAUGGGUUAACCAAGUUUCCAUGUUCAGUGGGGAAAUGUUCCCUGCAUGA
Dovyalis caffra is the source of this 219-nucleotide messenger RNA. The record is from the annotation of a GenBank genome assembly. NCBI's taxonomy places the organism in Eukaryota, Viridiplantae, Streptophyta, Magnoliopsida, Malpighiales, Salicaceae.